Micromonas pusilla CCMP1545 is the source of this 1530-nucleotide messenger RNA. RefSeq lists its product as uncharacterized. The transcript is spliced from 2 exons. The record is from RefSeq and is a predicted model, not a curated record. The coding region runs from base 1 to 1530 and encodes 509 amino acids. NCBI's taxonomy places the organism in Eukaryota, Viridiplantae, Chlorophyta, Mamiellophyceae, Mamiellales, Mamiellaceae.
AUGCCGCGCCCGCUCCCGAACCUGCGCUCCACGUACAGGAGCAAGCCGUCGAGCGUGGACGAGUCCCUUUUCGGGACGAAGAAGUCCUCCUCGGCGUCCACGAACUCGUUCCAGCGCAAGACCGCGAAGCCGUCCACCGCGUCGAGCGCGGCGAAGUCGACGAAGUCGUCCGCGGGGUCGGAUUACCUCGUCCUCUCCUCGAACGACAUCGACCGAAUGCGAAAACCCGCGUCCGUGUUGACCCCGCACGAGGUGAGCGCGAUCAAAGCGGAGCGGCAGGCGGAGAAGGAGCUGGAGCUCAUGAAGUCGAAGCAGAUGCGCGAGCGGAUGUCCACGAUGGAGGCGAGGCGAGGCGGCGCGUCGAAAGGGAAAGAACCCUCCGAGACGGAGGUGAUCGCGGCGGCGAAGAGUCAGUCGACGCUGAACCGAGCGGAGUUGUUACGCGAAGAAGCCCUGGACGAGGUGAAGAACAUGAACCAGAUGAUGCUGUACUCCAAGUGCGUCACGAUCCGAGACGCGCAGCUCGAGGAGAAGAAACACAUCUUAGCCGAGGCGCAAGAGGAGGAGCGACGGAUGGAUCUCAUGAUGGAGAUCGAACGCAUGAAGGCGCUCGACGUGUACGAAGAACGCGAGAAGCAACGCGCGGAGGAUCGCAUGAAAGGCGCCGCGGUGCUUCGCAAGCAGAUCGAGGACAGGGCGAAAGAGCGCGCGAGGGAGGAGGAGCUCCUCGACCUCGAUCGCAAGCAGAUGCUCUCGGAGAUUCAAAGAGUGAAGGACGAAGCCGCGGCGGAGGCGCAGAGGAAACGCGACAUGGGGAAGAAGCUCUUGGCGGAGGUUUCGAAAGCGAACGCCGCGCAGAUCGAACGGAAGAAACUCAUCAUCCAGGCCGAGAGGGACGAGGAGGAGCGCAUCGCGCAGUACAUCGCGGACAGGGACGCGAGAGAGCUCGCGGAGCAGAUGGAACGCGACCGCGUCGCGCACGAAAAAGAGAUGGAGACGGUUCGCAUGCGCGCGCAGCAAGAGAAGCAGGCGGACACGCAGGCGGAGAUGGACGAGCUGCGAGCGAUGCGCGUGCAAGAGGCGCACGAGAGGGCGUACCGCGAGAAGGAACGAGCCGCGGUCGCGAGGAACCGCGCGAUCAACGAAGACCUCGCGCGCGCGAGGGAGCACCAGAAGAUGCUCAAGAUGAAGCAACUCAGCGACCAGGCGAGGCAAGACCAGAGCGAGUUUUUCCGCGUCGUCGACGUGCAGAUGGCGAAGGAGGAGGAGGAGGCGCAGCAGAGCGCGCGACUGGCGGCGCUUCGCAAGCAGCACAAAGAGGAGCUGCAGGCGCAGAUCAACUUCAACGAGGAGAGGCGGCUGCACGAACGAAGAGAGUUCCUCGAGGAGGGAGACAGCUUGCGGAAAAAUAUGAUGGACGAGCAGGCGAGGCUCGAGUCGAUCAAGCAGCGGAAACUCGACGAGCUCUCGAGGACCGGGGUUCCCACGAAAUACCUCGCGGAGCUCGCGAGGAAGAAGAUCAACGCAUAG